AUGAAUAGUUUGAAUGCUUUUCAACAAGAUGAUGUGGUACAAAAGCAAGAUUUUCAAUAUAAAAAACGAACUGAAAAUGGAAUGUUGCUCGAGAUCCACCACACCGUGGUCGGCGAAACGGGCGACAUCCGAAGAAUCAAAUUCUUCCUGGUCGCCUUCGACUACGACGAGGAGCGGUUGGCCGCCUGCGACCGCAAAGGAAACAUCUUCGUGAUCGAUUUGAAGGCGAGUCAAUUGUGGACGCUGCCGACGACGGGCAAGGUGACGGCCCUUGCCUACGCCUGCCAUGUGAAGAAUUUGAUUUUGACCGCCUCCAAAGAUGGACUCAUUCAUGUUAGAGAUAUAGAUAAUGGUUCGGUGAUUGAAGUAAUGGAGGGCCAUAAGGAUAAGGUGAUGAGUUUCAGUUUCGAUAUGGAAUAUUUUUGCUUAUCAGCUUCCACGUCCGAAGCGUUUGUAUGGGAUUUGCAAACUUAUGGAAUUGUUCACAAAGUAAACCUGAAAUCGAACGCCAAUAUUGUACAAGCUAUGUUUAUACCUAUCCGGCACGAUUUAGUAGCUCUAUUCUCAGACGAUGUCCUCCACGUCUGGAACCAUGAUACUUUUGAACCACGCAAAAAAAUUACAUCGUUCAGCACAAAAUUCGCAAAUGCAAAUUCUUUAGCCAGUUCCAAAGAUGGUAGAACACUUAUAAUCAGUGGAGCCGGUGAUUACAUAGCCCUUUACGAUACCGAAACGUGGCAACCACUGAAACAAAUUUGUUUGAACAAUGUAGAAAUCGUCCAGAUAAUGUUUAUACCCCAAACGUUCGAUUUGGGGGCUAGUAAAAUCUUGGCAGUGUUAACUAGUGAUUCUACCCUCCAUGUGGUAAAUACUGAAAGCAGUAUGUUGCUGCAGAAGGUCUCGACUAAGGAUGCAGUAAAAUUUUUGUGUUCGGAAAAUGGCAAGUAUCUAUGCUGCUUGUCCAGGAUGGGUGAAGUGCAUGUUUAUAAUGUGAAGCAGAUGUUUGGGAAAUAUAAAGGCGAACCAAUAAGUUUGCCCAGUGAGAAUAGUUUGAAAUUUGUGAGAAGUUGUGAGAGUUUCAGAAGACUUGAAAAUCAGGGUGAUGAUAAUGGUGUUUCUGCAAUGGCUAGCAGGAAGGCGAACAGGUUGCGGCUAAUACAGGACGAGCUCAAGAAGACUUUAAGCAUCAAGAAACUCAGACCGAUUCUUCUCCAAUACCAGGAGUAUCCUGACAAGCACAGAAAUCUAAUCUGGCGUUUUCUUCUUAAACUUCCAAACAACUUUACAGUUUAUAAAUCUUUGGCAGAUCGUGGCCUGCACAACAGUUUCAAAAACUUGGAACAAACCCAUCCGAUGAAAAGUGUACGUACCAUGAGAAACAUGAAAACUGUCUUAUCCAUAUUGGCACAUUGGUGUCCAUUGUUUGCUCAAGUCGAAUAUUUACCAUCGUUGAUAUUUCCUUUUGUCAAGAUUUUCGAGAAUAAUUCCUUGGUAACGUUUGAAGCUAUAUACACAAUUUUGGUGAACUACUGCCAAUUUUGGUUUGAGUACCAUCCUUUGCCUCCGGCCAAUAUUUUAUUGAUUGUUGAGAACGUUAUAGGAGAGCAUUGUGAAAUGUUGAUAAAUUACUACGAUGAUUUACAAAUAACGCCACAGGAAUAUGCUUGGCCUAUUUUGAGUACUGGUUUUUCUGAAAUUUUGGAUACGAAUCAGUGGUGCAGUCUUUGGGACAACAUUUUGACCAACGAUACUUGUUUUUUACUCUUGGCAGUCGCUGCUUACAAUAUAGUCCAGAAAAACGUUAUCGUACAACACAAAACCAAACAGGAUUGUUGUGAUUUCUUUCGCACCCAGAACCAUUUUGACAUGUCCUUGUUUAUCAAACUUAUAUACGAAUUGGAUAAGAGCACAUCGGAUGAUAAUCAUCCAAAGUAUUUUUAA
Messenger RNA from Ctenocephalides felis (cat flea), 1941 nucleotides. RefSeq names its product TBC1 domain family member 31-like. Gene Ontology annotation, molecular function: protein binding. Lineage: Eukaryota; Metazoa; Arthropoda; Insecta; Siphonaptera; Pulicidae. Gene Ontology annotation, cellular component: centrosome. The transcript is spliced from 5 exons. The record is from RefSeq and is a predicted model, not a curated record. The coding region runs from base 1 to 1941 and encodes 646 amino acids.